AUGGUGGAAGACAUAGCCGAGAAGAGGAAGAGGCUGAAUCGCGACCGCCAGAAGGCUUGGCGUGACAGAAAGAGGAUGGCUCGUAGAGCAGAGAUAGGGGCGGCUCACACCGAACCAGUCUGGCAUGGCCAUGGCAUAUUGAUUGCGCCUCCUAGCCAUCAUGAGUCUACGAUACCAGAAACCAGCGGUUCGGCAGCACAGUUACUCGGCAAUCGGUGCGGAAAUACUUCCAGGCUUCAAAUCAGUGAAGUGACCAAAUCCGAUUUUCCCAUACUGGUGGCGGGCAACGCAAGGUUAAAGAAGAGUAGUCUCAUUCCACCACUAUUAACGUACACGACAGACGCAAGUCUUGAGCUACGUAUAACUACGAUUAUGUUCCCACUUUCUCCAGACCACCAGCUCAUCACAUUAGUCCAGUAUAACGUUGUCCGGGCCUUAAUACUCAACAUGUCAAUGCUAUCACUUCUGUACUGCCUGCCUGACAAAUGCAGUCGUGCAUUCGGCAUCUCUAGCACUGGUCCAUCCCCACCAGAAAAAAUCUCCAAAGACCUCCAACCCACUCCUAUACAACAAUCUAUCCCUCACCCGUUCUGGAUCAGCGCUAUCCCAUUCCCGGCUUUGAGGGAUAACCUGAUCCUCAUGGCUGGGAUGUAUGACCGUGACGACUUGUGUUAUGAUCUGGGCCAGGCUUUGUACGAAGGUUUCGAUGAUGUGGAAAGGCGUGGGUUUUUGGUUUGGAGAGAUCCGUGGCAGAUGGACGGGUGGGAGGUUACGGAAGGGUUUGUGAAGAAGUGGGGGUUUUUACUAGAGGGUUGCUCUGAGGUGGUGGAAUCGGCAAAUCGUUGGAGAGAUGUGCGGGGGGAGGAGAGGCUGGUUGUAGAAACUUGA
Cadophora gregata is the source of this 888-nucleotide messenger RNA. RefSeq lists its product as uncharacterized. The transcript has 2 exons. The record is from RefSeq and is a predicted model, not a curated record. Bases 1 to 888 code for a protein of 295 amino acids. Lineage: Eukaryota; Fungi; Ascomycota; Leotiomycetes; Helotiales; Ploettnerulaceae.